CAUUCCUCAAUCAACACAAAGAUAAAAUCCUCAGCAACAGCAAACACACAAUAUAACAUCCAACAGCCACCAAACAAAGAAAAAUAAAAAUAAAAAUUCCAACAAUGGUGAAAUCCACAAGCAAGAAACCUGCAAGGACAAGUGACUCUAUUUACAAGGGUGUCCGCAAGCGAAAGUGGGGCAAAUGGGUUUCAGAAAUCAGACUACCAAACAGCCGCCAAAGAAUUUGGUUGGGAUCCUACGACACCCCUGAAAAAGCCGCUCGUGCUUUCGACGCUGCACUUUUUUGCUUACGUGGCUGCUCUGCCAAGUUUAAUUUUCCCGACAAUCAACCAGACAUAGAAGGUGGCCGCUCGCUUAGUCCUCCCCAAAUUCAAGCCGCUGCGGCAAGGUUCGCAAAUUCCGAGCCUUCAAGUUCAAGAACUCAAUCUUCGGAACAGUCUGUGUCCGAUUUACAAACGGAAUAUUCUUCUCCGUCUAUUUCAGACUUAGACAGUGGUGGUGCCUUUGACUGCUCCUUCUUGGAUUUUUUAUCUACCACGAAUUCCAGUAAUUACGUGCCGGAUCUUGGGGUUUUUUCUCAGUUUGAUGAUCUGUCUGGUGAUAUUUUUGCAGCACCACCUUCGACCGUUGAUUAUGGAGACCAAAUUAAUUUUGAUGGGAUUUUAGUGGAUGAUUCAUUUCUUUGGAAUUUCUAACUCUAGGUGAUUAGUUAAGUCAGAGUUCUGGAAAUUUUUAGAUUCUGGAGCUGCUGAUUGGUACAGAUAGACCAUUUUUUCACGGUCUUCUUCUUUUAGUCGAGUGAAAUAUGAACUUGAAUUGGGGGAGAAGAUUGUAAAAUGAAUAACUUGUACUUCUUUUUGCACGUGGUGAAUUGAAUUGAGUUAUUUUUUUUAAUCAAUGUAAGGUAUUUGCCACAUGUAACUCGUUGUUUUAAUUGUGGAUGAGUAUAUAUUUUGCACGUUGUGUAAA
Molecule: messenger RNA, 972 nt
Organism: Pistacia vera
Lineage: Eukaryota; Viridiplantae; Streptophyta; Magnoliopsida; Sapindales; Anacardiaceae
Product: ethylene-responsive transcription factor ERF017-like
Exons: 1
Coding region: 105-698 (197 amino acids)
Biological process (GO): regulation of DNA-templated transcription
Molecular function (GO): DNA-binding transcription factor activity; DNA binding
Source: RefSeq, a predicted model, not a curated record